CCCUGGCCCUCUAUACCCUGGCAGUGCCAGUGCCGCCGCGGACUCCUAUGUGUCAAUGUGUGCACCUUCCGGCACCCGCCUCGGCCUUCCUUGACAUUUUCUGUGACCUCCUUCUUGGGGAGCCUCUUCUGACCCCCCCAUCCCCCCAAUUUUGAGUUGGCCCUGCAGCGGUGCCAGAGGGAAGGGCACCGUGGCACCGUCCUCUCCAACUAGCUACCGGAAAUUAGUGAAAGUGAAGUGAAAUUAAUGUGUUAAUUAUUAUCGGUGAAGGAGAAGUGUGUGUUGCGCGGUGGUGUACAAGUGCGUGAAAAUCCACUGAAUUCUGCCGUGUACGUUGUUCAGUGAGACGAGGGUGUCUAGUGGCUUGUACUACAGGAAGUGAGUGUAGUGAGUUAGGUAGGCCUUCUGUACACUGAGUAGGCCUCUGAUAAACGAAACGAGGUAGGCCUCCAGUACAGGAAGUAAGUUAGGACUUCAGUACAGGAAGUGAGGUAAGCCUCAGAUACAGAAGGUGAGGUACUUUUUAAAUACAGGAAGUGAGUGGAGGUGCCAGGUGGCGUUGAUACUCCAGCUGGAGUUACUGCUACCAUCACUCAUCUAACACCUAAUAUUACCUACACCAGCUUCCUUACUCACUACCACGAUAACACUCCCACAGCCAUCAAGAAAUUGUCUAACCACAUACUGGCACUGCUGGGAAGCAGUGGCAGCAGUAGCGGUGGCACCCUGGCUUAGGCACUGCUAGGUGGCAGCAGCAUCACCCAGGAGUAGCAGCAUUAUCUCCCAGUGCUGUAUCUCGUCUCCAGCAUCCCACCUCCGCAGAGGCUCACUACCAGAUGGCUACCAUCCCCAUCACACCAGUCUGCUCACUGCCUCUCACGCCACUUUCUCCUUGUUCCUCGCUGUUGACAGUAGGCAAGACGCCCUCGCCACGAAAUGAUGUAGGGCCCUACAACAAAAGAUUGAAGUAGACGGUCAACGGCAGCUGUAUCACUCUUCUUUCUACUGUGCUGCUGUUGCUGCUUCUACUGGCAGUGGUGGGGGUGGUGGCCUGUGCAGCUAGUGGACCGGUGUAUGGUUCCAGGGAAAUUCAACAAGGAACAACCACCGCGACUAGUGUUCGUGCACACUGCCCAUCAAUCAUGGAGCCGAGUCGCUUUGAGGGUUGAAGACGCGCGUUCUGGGAGAUCGUAGAUCAAUGUGCCUUUACGACGCCGUGCUGGUAGUCACGACGUGCUUCAUAACGCAGUUGAUGACUUGCGCGAGGCUCAUCACCUUGAGGCUGAGGCAUAAUAAUUUAUCAAUCUCGAAACUAUCAGAUGUAUAGGUAAACGGUACACGAACACAAACAUUAUUAGCUCACAUUCAAGUAGGUUUUGAUAUUCUAAUGGCUGUAAUACAAAAUAUAGUCUGUGUUUUGUAUCGUCAUUUUCUACAUUAUUGCUGUCGCAUUUUUAGUAGACCGAGGGCAAGUAGUUAGGUACUUGUCCGAACACUGGUGUGUGUGUGUGUGUGUGUGUGUGUGUGUGUGUGUGUGUGUGUGUGUGUGUGUGUGUGUGUGUGUAUGUGUAUGUGUAUGUGUAUGUACGUGUGUAUAUGUAUAUAUAUGACGACACCUACUGCGAUGAUGAUGACGUUGAUGGCACAUAUCAGUUUACCUUCCCCAAGUCUGCUCAGGCCUUCAGUCAUUCCCGCUCAAUACUGAUGACUAGCUAAGGUUGAACGAGCUUAUUAAGUGGCGUUAGACGUGGUUAAGGGUGAAGGCAGCACAAGAUACAUUGCUUACAGCCCCUCUGGUCACGUCUCCCCCUUGAAGACAGACGUUUGUAAUAUCUAGACAAUCUUAUUCUUGCUGUUUUUGUAAUUGUAUGUUGUUGUCCGUCGAGCUGCCAUUAUAGUUUGAUUUUGCGAUAUUCAAUACAAAAUUUGUGUUUUGUAAGUAAAAGUAAAUGUGACAAGUACCUGUAGUUCCAUUUUCUUAAGUAUUAGUGGUUGUUUGUAUGUAAAUGUUGAGGGGACGUGCGGUAAGUGUAAGUGGUGGUAAAAGUGGGGCAGUGUUCGCCAACACUCCCCAACACUCGCUCACUCAGUGUGUUCACUACCUUGGAAAUAAGGUAACCCAAUGCUUUACUCUUAAGACGUGGCUACCACUCACUGAAAUGCUCACAAAACUGUCGACCUUUGGACAGUAAGGUCAUAGGCUGUUGACUUCUGGUGCUCAUUUCGUCGGCUCACAGUCGUUAUAGAUCGUUAAGCUCGCUCACUGAUCUAGACCUCCAACACUAGUAAGGUAGGCUCGUACUAGUUCGGCCUCCUAGCCACAAAGUCCUUAUUUCAAUAGUGUCUAGGUCCUAAUUAUUUAUAUUUGUGUGUGCCAUAUUGUAGUCUGAGGUUGGAUGUAUAUUUGGCGAGUGGUGGCUGUCAGUCAGUGGCAAGUGGAGGUGCUAUAUAAAUGACAGAUAUCUCGCCUAUCAUUACUUCCCUAUUAGCUCAAAGUUACGCUUGAUUAAUUGACGGAGGGUAGGAGAGGGUGGUUCUGUUAGGACGAGACACUCGCUUUUUGUUGUUAGUGGAUGUGGUGGGGAGUGGCGCACUAGUCGGCUGGUUGAAGGAAAAUUAGAAAAGUUGUGUGGGAAGUAGGCCUAGCCUGCCAAGGUCGUGAUGAGCCAGACGCCCGCUCAACCCCCCCGACGGGCCGUCCCGAGGCUGUUCCGCCGACAGAACAGCUUCGCCGGCUUCCCUAGUGCCACACUCAGCAUCUUUAACAACAACAACAACAACAACAAUGCCAACAACAACAAUGGGAGGAACGCCAGUAAGGCAGUACUGCCUCCUGUCACUAGUGCAGCAAGUGGAACACCUGACGGAGGACCUCCAGUUUCUGGGGUGUCAACUACCGUAGCACCAGUUACUGGGACUUUCAUACCAGGUGUGCCCACUUGUGGUGUUGCUACAUGUACAGCUGCUGUCUGUGUGGCUGGGGCGCUGGUGGCGCCCCCUACAACGGCCCAUGCAUCAAUGCCGGUCUACCAGCCACCACCAGCCGCUAGUAGGCCUGUGUCUGGGUUUUACUCUCUCCCUAGACACAACAGACCUGGUCACUUGAGCAGAGCCCUGGGUGUGGGGUUCCACUUGCUGGCCAGGACGUCUCCAGCAGGGUCCUCUGGGCCAACAGCAGCAGAGCAGUUAGGAAUCAACUCCCCUUCUCUCCCCAAAUCACACCGGCGAAACCUGAGUGAGGGGAGCACUGGGGAACCCGUCACAACCCUCCCUAUAACACUUGGGUCGUUGUCUCGAGGUAAAGGAGUCACGAAGGAGGCGACACUGCAGACGAUAUCCUCCGGUGGGGAACCCAAGCUCAAAUCUACAACUAAGCGGAGUGGGAGGGAUGGAGAGAGCAAACCCCGGCGGAGGGACCAGGAUUACCAAUCAUUGCCUCGCCGCUCCACCAAGGACCAGCCUGCCAAGCGCUCACCCAAAGAUGGAGAUUCAAAGAGUCAGAGCGCAGCGAAAAGACAUGACACAGAACCUAAAUUCCGGUCACUUCCCAGAAGGCAUGAGGGAGAAGCGAGGUACCAGGCAGUGAGCAGGAAGAGUGAGGGUGACCCCAAGUACCAGUCACUGCCCAAGAGACAAAGCACGGAGCCCAGGUAUCAAACCUUUCCUAAAAGACGUGAUGGCGAGUCGUCAUAUUCGCACCAUCCUUCAUCUCCCAAGAGACGUAGCAUGGAUCCUGGCCAACAGUUAUCAUCGCCCAAGAAGCGCGAUGUAGGACCAACAGCUCUUCCCUCCUCACCAAAAAGACGAGAUAUGGGGCCUGGUCUUCUUCCUGGAUCCCCUAAGCGACGUGACACAGAGUCCGGAGCUCAGCAAUCGCUCUCUCCGAAGCGGAGAGGCGCCGACCCCAAAUUUCUGCCGCCACCGCCCAAAAAGUAUGAUAUUGAUCCCAAAUACGAGCAGCUACCUCCAAAGAGACCAGAGGUUGACCUGAAGUACCAAACAUUUCCCCAGAAGAGGCACGAUCAAGUAUCCAGAUACCAGUCUGUACAACCAAGGGUCUAUGAUAUAGAUCCAAAAUAUCAAGCUCUACCACCCAAGAGACCAGAAAUUGACCUGCGAUAUUAUCCCUUACCACCUCCCAGGUAUGAGGCAGAACCAAAGUAUCAAACUGUGCCACCUAAACGACGGGAUAUAGAUCAAAGGUAUCCCACAGUGCCUCCCAAGAAAUUUGGCAUUGACGUGAAAUAUCAGCCAAUACCACCACCCAAAAGAUAUGACGUCGGUCCCAGAUACCAGACAAUACCCCCGAAGAGACAUGAUAUUGAUCACAGAUAUCAUUAUAUCCCCCCACCGCGCCCUGAUAUCGACCCUAGAUACCAACAACUUCCACCAAGAAGACCUGACCUGGAUCCUAAGUACCAGCAACUUCCCCCUAAGAGACCUGAUAUUGAACCCAAAUAUCAACAGCUUCCUUCCAGGAGACCCGAUAUUGAGCCCAAGUAUCAACAUCUUCCACCAAGAAGACCAGAUAUCGAGCCCAGGUAUCAGCAUCUACCCCCAAGACCCGAUAUUGAACCCAAAUACCAACCCUUGCCACCAAGACCCGAUAUUGAACCUAAAUAUACGCAGUUACCACCAAGACGGCUGGAUGUUGAUUCCAGAUCCCAACCAAUACCUCCAAGGCCUGAUAUCGAACCCAGAUAUCAAUCGCUGCCACCAAGACCUGACGUGGAACCUAAGUACCAGUCGCUACCACCCAGACCCGACAUUGAACCCAAAUAUCAACCGUUACCCCCAAGGCCUGAUAUUGAACCCAAAUACCAUCCACUUCCACCCAGACCGGAUAUCGAACCCAAAUACCAACCACUGCCACCGAGGCCUGAUAUCGAACCCAAGUAUCAACAGCUGCCACCGAGGCGACAAGACGGUGAACCUAAGUACCAGGUAUUGCCACCAAGACACCCUAAUGGAGAGCCCAAGUAUCAGUCUUCACCACCAGACAGCGAGCUCAGGUACCAACAUCAGCAGCGGAGACCUGAUAUUGAGCCCAAGUACCACCCAAUGCCACAAAGGCCCGACAUUGAACCCAAGUACCAGCAGUUACCUCUGCGACGCCUGGAUGGAGAGUCGAAGUAUCAUCCAUUGCCACCCAGACGAUCUGAGGGUGAUCCUAAGUACCAAGCCUUGCCCCCCAGAAGAUCCGAUGUUGAUCCUAAGUACCAAGUCUUGCCACUGAGGAGGCCCGAGGCUGAUCCUAAGUAUCAACCCUUACCACCGAGGCGGCCUGAAGUUGAUCCUAAGUAUCAACCCUUACCUCCUAGACGGACUGAUAUUGAUCCCAAAUACCAACCCUUACCACCUAGACGGUCAGAAGGAGAUGCAAAAUAUCAGCCAAUUCCACCUAAACGAACAGAUGGGGAUGCCAAGUAUCAGGCACUACCACCCAGACGACCAGAAGGAGAGAGCAAAUACCAGCCACUGCCAGCUAAGAUGGCUGAUUACGAAUUUCAUCCUAUUCCAAUACAUCUGGACUCUGAACACAAAUUCCAGCCACCGUUCCCUAUGUUUGAUUACGAAUUCCAACCCAUUCCAACGAUAAAACCCAACUACGAGCAAGUUUAUCCGUCAAUGCCCUUAAGAAAACCCGAUGGGGAGAGCCGUCCAUUGCCGCCAUUGAGUGGGGAUGUCCAGGGCAUAUCCAGUCAACCAAAAGUGCAGCCGCUGUCGCCACGAACUCAGACAAGCGACGUGCCUUAUCAGGCAGCGCCUCCGGCACCAGUUGCCACUGACCAGGCUAUACCUCCGAAGGCGUAUCAAGGCAAUGAAGUGUAUCUGCCACAUGCUCCUAAGACGCCGGGAAGUAUACCACUGUAUGAGACUAUUCCUGCUAAACAUCCAGGAACCGAACCUAUUCCUGCGAAGGUACCUGGAGUUAUACCUUUGUAUGAAGGAAUUCCUCCCAAGAUAAAGAUGCCUGACCUACCUUACCAGUCCAUUGCUCCUAAAGUAAGUGAGAUUGACACACUGUAUCAGACGAUGCCUUCUCCCAUGUCUCCUCUCAAGGCUGACGAAGCUGAGCCCUUGUACCAGACAUCGCCUCCCAAGAUGAGCGCCAGCGAGCCUCUGUAUCAGUCAUCUCCAGACGGCCUGGAAUCUGAUCCUGUCUACCAGGCUGUGACACCGCAGAUGAUCCAAGAUGUCAAGUGCAAUUACCAGUUGCUGCAACAGAGGAAACUGGAGCAGGAGGCUAAAGCCCUAGCAGGGCCUAAAAGAACGAUUAAGGGAGACAAGUAUCACUCUCCAACAAAACGAACCUUUAGAGAGCGAGACGGUGAAUCAAAGUCUCAGUCAUCUAAGAAAAGCUCUAAAGGCGAGCCCAAGUACCAGUCUCUUCCCAAGAGGAGAGAGAAAGAUAACGAUGGCAAAUAUCAAUCAUUGCCACGCCGAGGAGGGCGACGAGAUCCCCCGGCGCCUCCACAGUUUCGCUGGACACCUGGGGACGACGAUGGAAUAUAUUCUAGUCUAGAGUACCCUAGUGAAGAAGGUCGUAGUGGCGGGCCUAGCGAGGAUGAGAUAUAUUCCAGCCUGACGACUACUGAUGAUCCUGUGUAUCAGAGUGUAAGUGAAGCCUCAUACUCUCGUCCAGUCCCACCUUUACCUGCACCUCUCAGGUAUCGCCGGCGUGUGGACGACGCUCCUCCACCAUUACCUCCCCCACGCCUCACAACUGGACCCGUAGGACCACACAACCCACUGGUCUCUCCUGGGACUGUGGUCUCCCCUCCCGUCCUUCCCAUUCGGGCUCCUCGAGUCUCUUCAACGUCUAACGUAAGGAUGUUAUACCCAGGGGGAAGUAGCACUAGCCCGAGUCCCAGCCCAGAGAACCUUUUGACGCAGUCGGCGCCGUCCUGGCCGCAGCGACAACACCGACAUGACAACGAAGAAGUCUACUCCUCCAUACCCUCCUUGAUCAGCUCCACGCCUGAAUCUCCACCAGCCACACUCCCUCGAGCGGCGCAGAUCGGCCGUGUGGCUCCUUCGGCGUCGUGGAACUCUUUGGGAUCCUCCUGCAGGUCCUCGUGGGAUUCGCUGGGAUCUUCGGUGAGAUCUGAAGGCAGCAAUAAUGCUCGUCAGCGUCGCCGCCGGGCGCGGUCUGAUCCCAGGAUGGACGCUGGGGUACUACACCGACUUGCCUUCACUAUAUGGCACACCGCCUUACACAUCGAGAAAGAGGUCAGGAGCGCCGGCUGACCCGACGCCACCACCCUCAGUGCUCGCAUGAUCUCACCCUCACCCUUGUCCUGCCUGGCGGAGCUCUCCGGUAUGCGCAUGACAUAACCCUGGAUGUGUGGCGUCAGUGCUCUGUAACAGCAGUGUGUCCCUGGUCGUACGGCGUCCGUGAGAGACCGUUGCAUGCUGCUGCUGCUGCAACUGCCUUGGAUACUGUUGCAUGCUCUUGCUGCCUUGAUUGUGGCGUCCGGAAGUGAGAACGUUGCAUGCUGCUACCUUGGUCGUGGCGUUCGUGAAAGAGGUCUUUGCAUGUUGUCCUUCUAUUCAUGGUAAUGCAUCCCUCUACAUUUGCUCAUUAUUAGUCUAUAUGCUGCAUGUACACAUGUUUGGGUUAUAUGCUUCAAGAACCGCUUCAUCAACGUUAUGUGACCACAAAACUUACAUUGUUAUAUGUGUCUUUAAAGCAUGAACCUCUGACAAAUAAAGACACACACACACAUACACACACACUCACACAUUCACACACACACACACACACACACACACACACACACACACACACACACACACACACACACACACACACACACACAUUCACACAUUCACA
Cherax quadricarinatus is the source of this 7837-nucleotide messenger RNA. Lineage: Eukaryota; Metazoa; Arthropoda; Malacostraca; Decapoda; Parastacidae. The record is from RefSeq and is a predicted model, not a curated record.